Messenger RNA from Thyridium curvatum, 1677 nucleotides. RefSeq lists its product as uncharacterized. The transcript has a single exon. Bases 1 to 1677 code for a protein of 558 amino acids. NCBI's taxonomy places the organism in Eukaryota, Fungi, Ascomycota, Sordariomycetes, Thyridiales, Thyridiaceae. The record is from RefSeq and is a predicted model, not a curated record. Gene Ontology annotation, molecular function: hydrolase activity, acting on carbon-nitrogen (but not peptide) bonds.
AUGGGUUCCCAAGGUUCGACCGCGCCCCCAGGAGGCGACGUGCUCCUUGUGAAUGGCCAGAUCUUCCAGUCCAGCGGCGAGGGUGGUGCAUCGAAGGCCCAGUUCCACAAGGCCAUGCUCGUUCGCGGCGGCGUGAUCCAGCACGUCGGCUCGGAGGACGACGAGCCCAUCCGCACCGCCCGCGCCUCCUCGUCCGGCGGCAUACCCGUGCAGGACCUGCGCGGCCAGACCGUGCUGCCCGGCUUCUUCGACGGCCACCUGCACAUCCUCAUCCUGGGCCAGUCCCUCGCCAAGGUCAGCCUCGACCACUGCAAGUCGCUGCAGGACAUCCGCGCCGCCAUCAGGGAGUACGCCGCCGCCAACCCGGACGUGCCGCGCAUCUUCUGCAAGGGCUGGAUGCACUCGAUGACCCCCGACGGCGUCGACCACACGCUGCUCGACGACCUCGACCCGCGGCCCAUCUUUGUCGACACCAAGGACCUGCACUCGACCUGGGUCAGCGCCGCCGCCAUCGCCGAGCUCGGCCUGCAGGACACCCCGUCGCCCGAGGGCGGCGAGAUCCACCGGUUCGCCGACGGCGGCCGGCCCACGGGCCUGCUCAGCGAGGCCGCCGUCUUCAACAUCAUCUGGCCCUUCGUCGCCGCCGUCGCCUCGGUCGAGGAGCGCGCCGAGGCCGUGCGCCAGGCCAUGGUCGCCUACAGCGCCGCCGGCUACACGGGCAUGAUCGACAUGGCCAUGGACGAGAACAUCCUCGAGGCGGUGCUGUACCUGCGCGCGCGCUGGCGCCUGCCCCUGCGCCUGGCCGCCUACUGGCUCGUCAAGCCCGACGCCGACCCCGCCGCGCACGCCGCGCAGGUCGACCGCGCGGCCGAGCUGGCGGCGCUCUACAACGACCGCGCGAGCCCGGACUUCCGCGUCGUCGGCGUCAAGGUCAUCUGCGACGGCAUCGUCGACGCCUGCACGGCCUCCCUGACGGAGCCCUACGCGGCCAACGCGAAAUCGACGGACCCCUUCUGGCCGCCCGAGGCGCUGGCGCGCGUCGUGCGGCGCGCCGACGCCGCGGGCCUGCAGGUGGCGCUGCACGCCAUCGGCGACCGCACCGUGGCCAUGGUCGUCGACGCGCUCGAGGCGCACGCGAGCCGCGAGCGCCGCCCCCGCGUCGAGCACCUCGAGCUCGCGUCGGCGCGGGACGCGGCCCGCCUCGGCGCCCUGGGCAUCACGGCCUCGGUGCAGGCCGUGCACGCCGACCCGGCCAUCCUGCGCGCCUGGCCGGCGCUGCUCGGCGAGCGCCGCUGCGGCCGGGCCUUUGCGUACCGCGAGUUCGCCGACGGCGGCGCGACCCUGGCGCUGGGCUCCGACGCGCCCACGGCGCCGCACGGCCCGCUGGCCAACGCCUACGUCGCCACGACGCGGCGGUCCGCCCGCGAGCCCGGGUACGAGGUCGCCGUGAACCCGCACUUCGCGCUGGGCCUGUGCGAGGCCGUCGUGGCGGGGACGCGGGGCGCGGCGUACUCGUGCUUCGCGGACGGGGUGACGGGCAGCCUCGAGCCGGGCAAGAGGGCCGACUUUGUGGUGGUGGAGAUGGAGUGGGCGCCGGAGAAGCUGCUGGGGUCCAAGGUGCUGGAGACGUGGUUUGACGGCCGGAGGGUGUUCAAGGCUUCUUCGGAGGAGGACUGA